Molecule: messenger RNA, 621 nt
Organism: Condylostylus longicornis
Lineage: Eukaryota; Metazoa; Arthropoda; Insecta; Diptera; Dolichopodidae
Product: homeobox protein Hox-A3
Exons: 2
Coding region: 1-621 (206 amino acids)
Biological process (GO): regulation of transcription by RNA polymerase II
Cellular component (GO): nucleus
Molecular function (GO): RNA polymerase II cis-regulatory region sequence-specific DNA binding; DNA-binding transcription factor activity, RNA polymerase II-specific
Source: RefSeq, a predicted model, not a curated record
AUGUCGCGAUCAUUUCUAAUGGAUUCACUUUUAAGUGAUAUUUCACCGACAAUUUCUAUGAAAAAAGAAAAUUUAGAUAAUAUGAAAGUUGCUGCUGUUGCAGCUGCUGCAAAUAUUUUACCAAUAUUACCAUAUCCUGCUAGUUAUGUUGGUAGUUAUUUAUUUUCACUUGGAAUACAACAACAACAACAACACCAACAACAACAACAAUUAGUUGCAAUUGCACAAGAUUAUGCUGAUUCAAGUAAAAGAAUACGUACAGCAUUUUCAAGUACACAAUUAUUGGAAUUAGAACGUGAAUUUGCUGCAAAUAUGUAUUUAUCAAGAUUAAGACGUAUUGAAAUAGCAAAUCGUUUAAGAUUAUCAGAGAAACAAGUUAAAAUAUGGUUUCAAAAUCGUCGUGUUAAACAAAAGAAAGGACCAUCAGAUAGUCCAACAUAUCAAACAUCUUAUGGUAAUGAAAGUCCAACAUUAUCUGAACAAAAAUUUCAUACAAAUAUAAAUUGUAAUAAUUGUAGUAAUUGUUCGGCGGCCGUCGGCAAUGGUAUAAUUAUUGCUGCCAAUCAUAGUAAUAAGUCAUUAACAAAUCAUUGUAUAGAAAAUUUGUGCUCAAAUUCAUAA